Tarenaya hassleriana is the source of this 500-nucleotide messenger RNA. Its product is annotated as glu S.griseus protease inhibitor-like. Gene Ontology annotation, molecular function: serine-type endopeptidase inhibitor activity. The record is from RefSeq and is a predicted model, not a curated record. Lineage: Eukaryota; Viridiplantae; Streptophyta; Magnoliopsida; Brassicales; Cleomaceae. The coding region runs from base 96 to 302 and encodes 68 amino acids. The transcript is spliced from 2 exons. Gene Ontology annotation, biological process: response to wounding.
CUUUUUUUUUUAAAUCGAGUUUCGGAGUCUAUAAAUACGAUGGAGCUCUCAAUUGCAAACACAUAAUAAUCAGCUCAAUCUAGACGAAGGAAGAGAUGGCAUGUCAAGGGAAGAACUCAUGGCCGGAACUUGUGGGGACGAACGGAGAUUUCGCAGCAUCGGUGAUAGAGAGGGAGAAUCCGAGGGUUGACGCUGUCGUGAUUCGGGCCGGGAUACCAGUGAUCGGAGACUUCAGGUGUGACCGUGUUCGGGUUAGGGUGGAUGGAAACCGUGUUGUCGUUGAAGUCCCUUCCAUCGGCUAGACUAUAUAUAUAUGCAUAAGUACAAUAACAAUCGAAUAGACAACAUGUUUAAUAACUUAUUGAUGAUUGAUCGUCAUAGAACAAUGUAAUGAUAUAUAAUAAGUGAAUCGACUACAUACGAUUCGCAAGUUGUCUGUUUGAUGGAUAAAUUAAGCGUUACCUUAUCAUUAAUAAAACGACCGUGUUCUGAAAAAUCAA